AUGGCCCCGCUCUCUUUGAAGAUCGUUCAGGGUGGCGGAGCCAUCACGAGGACGGUGUUGUUUGAUUCGACCAUGAGAGUCAGUGAGGCUCACGAGAUUGUGAAGGAGAAGGUGCUUCUAGAUAAUCCUGGAAAAGAGUAUGGGCUCUUUCUAACGUCAGCCGAUGAUGAACUCUCUGGAGUGUGGCUGGAAGGUCACCGAACUUUAGACUACUAUAUGCUUCGUGAUGGGGAUUCCCUGCAGUACCUCUGCAGAACACGAAACCUCAGGGUCAGAAUGUUGGACGGUUCGGAGAAAACAAUGCAGAUUGACGAGUCCAAGUGUGUCAGCGAAUUAAUGAUGUUCAUUUGUGACAAAAUCGGUAUCACGAAUCACGAAGAGUACGGCCUAUGCUUUGAGAAUACGACAGAACCACAAAAGGAGAACCCAGCCAUUGGUACUCUCACCUUGCGGAAGCAGCAGACGCGAGAGAAGGAUGCAAAGCUGGAGCAACUGAGCAAGAAACUUAAGACUGAUGACAAUGUGGAAUGGUUGGAUCAGCACAAAACCCUGCGACAGUUGGGCGUGGAUCCAAAGGAAACACUUUUACUAAAACGCAGGCUUUUCUACUCGGACCGCAAUGUGGAUUCUCGGGACCCGGUGCAACUCAAUCUGCUCUAUGUCCAGACUCGCGACGCCAUAUUGGAUGGACGUCAAGUUGUUACUGAGGCGAAAGCUGUCGAAUUCGCAGGGAUUCAGUGCCAAGUUCAAUAUGGGGACUACCAAGAGGACAAACACAAACCGGGGUUCAUAGAAAACCUUAAGGAAUUCCUCCCAGAACAGUACGCAAGUUCGUGGGGUGUGGAGAAGAAGGUUCUGAAGGAGCACAGCAAGCAUCAUGGCCUCAGUCCACUGGAGGCAAAGCACCUGUAUACUAAAACUGCAAGAGAAUUGGCGACGUAUGGGGUGACGUUCUUCUUAGUUAAGGAACAGCAAAAAGGCAAAAAGAAGUUGGUGCCUAGGCUCUUGGGCAUUAAUGCCGAGUCGAUUCUUCGCUUGGACGAAGUCACCAAAGAGAUCCUGCAAGUAUGGAUGCUGACCCAAGUGAAAACGUUUCGAGCAGGAAAAGAGACUUUUACUUUGGACUUCGGAGACUACAGCGAUAAAGAGUACACGGUGAAGACAAACGAGGCGCAUCGUAUCCGAGACAUCCUGCAGGGCUACAUCGACAUCAUCCACCGCUCGCUCGCCGCGCCGUUCAACGUUACGCCGGUGGAGGGACAUACCAUUUGCGAGGAUAACGUGCAGUCUUCGAAAGGGCAAAUUAUUCAAAAUGUCGUUCCUAUGAAGGUGGUCGAGCACUCAUACGUCGGUCCCAGCAAGCUCAUAUCAUACGUUCAAGGCUCCGAAGCAACAACCGGCACGCAAAUAAUGACAGUGAAUCAGAUGCUUGUCACGAAGAAAGGAGCCGUGCAGCAGCGUGGGACUAUAAGAUCGACUGGUACACGCGGUAGUUCGAUGGAGUAUUUGGAGAAGAUGAAACGUUUGAACUCAAAUUCGAUGGAGAUGGUUGAAUUUUUAACAGAUCCUAGCAACAAGCAGGAAGAGAAAGUGCAAAAGGUCAAUGCACUUGUAGCUAAUAUUGAAGAAGAUAUGAAUAGUAUUAUAGAAGGUGUUCACAAAAGCGUUGAUAAGGAUAACGACGAAGUGAAAAGGAAGCUGCUAUCUGAAUUAGACGAUCUUUGCGCAAGCUUCAAGCUCUUGAUCAGCACUUCUAAACAAAACGAUUUUGGAACACCAGAGAGUCUUUCGAUCGCACAAGAAUCAGCCGAGAAAAUAGUUGGUAUCUGCACACAGAUGUACUGCUCUUUAGACCCCGAGAUUAAGAGGCGUAGCAAGAUUUUAAAGCGAUCCCAUCAAAGCUUCAUCGCGGACGAGAGAACCGAGGCAACGUUGCGGCGCGCCUCGUUCCUCGCGGCCGCUGCACACGCGUGCAACACCGUCGACACUGCUAAGAAGGAGUUAGACACGACGUUUGAAGGUUCAAUACCCGAAGGACACGAGGUUCAUAAACUGGAAAGAGAGGCAAGAAAGAAAAUUGGCAAAAUAAGUGCAGCAAUAGCACUACUUAUGUCUGCUCAAGCUGGUUUGUACUCCUAUCUAUUUCCUUAUUGUGCGAGGCACUGCAACUUAAUAGUUUAUACUAUAUAA
This is a messenger RNA of Parnassius apollo (apollo), 2190 nucleotides long. NCBI's taxonomy places the organism in Eukaryota, Metazoa, Arthropoda, Insecta, Lepidoptera, Papilionidae. The record is from the annotation of a GenBank genome assembly.